UCACCGUUAUUUGAGCUCUCACAGUCAACGCCUUUCAUACAUUAAACAAAGCUCAGAUUGCGCACAAGAUUUACUAUUUUAAUUUCUACACAUUCAUUUCUGAUCACAAUUUCUUCAUGGAGAUUCGUGCUUCAAAGUCUCUUGAGUUCUUGUGGGAGAGAGUUGGAGUGUGUGUUAAAUUUUGCCCAGGAAGAUGGGUUUGGCUCCAGCUUGAUGCAAGUUCCUGGAGAUUCUUCAUCUGGGUUGAAGAACUGAGAACAGAGAGGACGGAAUUAGAGCUUGGCUGGAGUUUUCGGCUUCAUUAAGGAUGAGGAGGUCAUGCCUUCCCAAAUGCAGAUUUGGUAGGAUAAUGGGAUGGCUCCAGAUCUUAUUGGGAGGGCUUGUUAUAAUUGUCAGCAUAUCCAGCCUCUUCAAGUUCUACGCUGCUGGAUUUUUCUUGCGCAAUGAAGACAUAUGCCGACAUGUUUAUGGGGUCAGAGAUGAAUAUGGGGGCUUCGACAUAAAAGCUCUGUCUGAUCGAGUAGGGGAAGUGCUAAACAAAUUGGAUAGUUUACAAGAAAAGCUUGAGUCAGCUGUGCAGCAAAUGGAGAAGAACAAAGAUGUCUUGCAUACAACUAAUAUCACAAAACUGGAGUUCAAGAAGUAUCUGGAGGAGCAAGUAAUCAGGCCUCUUUAUAGUGCUCACAUUUCUCUGAGACUGAUUCGGUUACCUAACCCAGAAGGUGUUAGAAACUCAACAAUGAAAGAGGAACCUUUGAUUAAUACUUUUGUGAUUGAAGAGAUAAGGAAGUAUAUAACCCCAAAGGAGAGUAGAAUUGGGAAGAUUAAUAUAUAUGGUACAGAGAGGAUAUACAAUACGAUUGGACAUGCUUGUGUGUUGUACAAGAAAGAGUUGGAAGAGUACAUGAACUAUGACAUCGGAUCUUAUUGUAACGAUGAUUGGAACUUGGCUCAGAAGCUGAUGUUUAAUGGUUGUGAUCCUUUGCCGCGGAGGCGAUGUUUGACAAGGGCCUCAAAGGUCUAUCAGAAGCCUUAUCCGAUCAAUGAGUCUCUGUGGAAAUUGCCGGAUGACAGAAAUGUGCGGUGGAGCAAUUAUCAGUGCAGGAACUUUCAGUGCUUGAUGAGCAAUAACUCCAAGAGGGGCUAUUCAAAGUGCGUAGGAUGUUUUGAAAUGGAGAAGGAAAAGCUUAAAUGGAUGAUUACCAAUAAAUCGCUACCAGUUGAUUUCCUGAUCAGUGAAAUUUUGGCUAUUAAGCCUGGGGAGAUAAGAAUUGGUCUUGACUUUGGUGUUGGCACAGGAACUUAUGCUGCAAGAAUGAGAGAAAAUAAUGUUACAGUAGUCUCUACUGCUCUUAACCUUGGGGCUCCUUUCAAUGAAAUGAUUGCAUUAAGAGGUUUGGUUCCGCUGUAUGUAACAUUGAAUCAGCGUCUACCUUUCUUUGAUAAUAUAAUGGACUUGAUUCAUACCGCUGGGUUUCUGGAUGGCUGGAUUGACCUGCAGUUGCUGGAUUUCAUCCUGUUUGAUUGGGACCGAAUUCUGAGGCCCGGCGGAUUGUUAUGGAUUGACCGGUUCUUCUGCAAUAAAAAGGAUUUGGAUGAUUUCAUGUAUAUGUUUCUGCAGUUGAGAUACAAGAAACACAAGUGGGUUAUUUCUCCCAAAUCAAAGGAUGAGGUCUACUUUUCUGCAGUGUUAGAGAAACCUCCAAGAGCAAUCUGAUCAAUUCAUUUCAUUAAUAUACUUAAACACUAAUUCAACAUUUACAUCCGGGCCAAUUAUAUUAUAACAAUAGGGGAAGUGGGGAACCUCUUUUUGCACCCUUACAGAAGAAAAGGAGCAGAAAGACUGCAGGAAAAUAGACCAAGUAAUUCAUAAUGUAUGCUCCACUUAUCUUUUCAGUCGUUGAUUCCUUUCUUCAAUUCAUGAGUUGUUUUUGUCAUGGAUAAUACUUGGUGCACAACCGGGAUCAAAGCAUAAUCAAUUUCGGAGUCUUGGGUCAUGCGUGAUCAAAGAAAAAUGGUCUUCACAUUGGUUUGUACCAUAAUUCAAACUCUCACCAGUCACCACCAUGCUUGGUCAAUAGUUUGAGCUAUAAAUUUUCAUUUUCCUGAAUUGAACUUUCUCAACAUGAAUCCUGUAAAACUGAUAAAGAAAUUCAG
Rosa rugosa (rugosa rose) is the source of this 2157-nucleotide messenger RNA. Its product is annotated as probable methyltransferase At1g29790. The record is from RefSeq and is a predicted model, not a curated record. The coding region runs from base 308 to 1717 and encodes 469 amino acids. The transcript has 4 exons. Gene Ontology annotation, molecular function: methyltransferase activity. NCBI's taxonomy places the organism in Eukaryota, Viridiplantae, Streptophyta, Magnoliopsida, Rosales, Rosaceae.